AUGCCGGAGUUAUCUUCAAAAGGCACUACCAUUUCUAAGAAAGGUUUUAAAAAAGCUGUGACGAAGACCCAAAAGAAAGAAGGAAAAAAGCGCAAAAGAUGCCGCAAAGAGAGCUACUCUAUCUAUAUUUACAAGGUGCUGAAGCAGGUCCAUCCAGAUACUGGCAUUUCCUCAAAGGCCAUGAGCAUCAUGAAUUCCUUUGUUACUGACAUCUUUGAGCGUAUCGCAGGGGAGGCAUCCCGUUUGGCCCACUACAACAAAAGGUCAACUAUCACGUCCAGGGAGAUCCAAACGGCUGUCCGGUUGUUGUUACCUGGUGAGCUGGCUAAGCACGCAGUUUCUGAGGGCACCAAGGCUGUUACGAAAUACACAAGCUCCAAGUAA
This is a messenger RNA of Nycticebus coucang (slow loris), 384 nucleotides long. RefSeq names its product histone H2B type 1-A. The record is from RefSeq and is a predicted model, not a curated record. Gene Ontology annotation, cellular component: nucleosome. The coding region runs from base 1 to 384 and encodes 127 amino acids. The transcript has a single exon. Lineage: Eukaryota; Metazoa; Chordata; Mammalia; Primates; Lorisidae. Gene Ontology annotation, molecular function: DNA binding; structural constituent of chromatin; protein heterodimerization activity.